AUGCAGUGUUUGCUGUUGAUUCUGUGUAUCGUUCGUAUGAUCGCGGAUUCGUCGGAAACGAGCGAGGAAAAGCGAGUGAAAGAAUUAGUACGAGACUGGGCGCCCCUGGUGUGGCUUGCGCCUGGCGAACUGUUCCUGCCCCUUGGGGUACCUGAGUUCCUCGACCACAUGCAGUCCGACGACGAUUAUCUUCGCACCAGACUCGACGUAGAGGUGUUGCUGAGGAACCGAUCGUCGUUCCUGUACGGUCGGAAACCAGCGGGCUCGGUACCAGUUUACGCGCUGAUCAAAAAUUGCAUCCAGCUAGAGACAUCCACGGACUCUGUGGGCUCGAACAUCAUACGCGACGAGAAGAGAUUGCGAAGAAAUGGGGGCGCAGACUCGGCCGUACAUUCGAGAAACGUGAUCCAAGAUGAUUUUGGGACCUCGAUGAUUCUCACGAACGAUCUUCCGGGGAAAGCUUGGAAGACUGACUCGAUGUCUACUGGCGAGAAAACGGGGGAUUUCGAGAAAAAGACGAAGAAAGGGAACAGGUCCCGGAAGCAACACUUUCACGUGACCUAUUGGAUGUUCUAUCCGUUCAGCGAGGGAAAGGCAGUCUGUGUUCUGGAUCUCGGAUUUUUCGGUAGCUGGCCGAUUCCCACUGUAGGCGGAAUGUGCCUCGGAAUCCUCAAGGAGUACGGGAAUCACGUGGGUGAUUGGGAACACAUGAGCCUUUAUUUCAAGGAUGCCAAUUACCCAUCAGCGAUGUACGUAUCGGCCCACGACGCUGGAGCGUUCUACAGAUACGAUCUGCGAAGCGGCACCUUCGUCUACGAGAGUCAAGAGACACGAAAGGGCAUAUUUCAGAAACCUAUAUUCCCGGAACGAGUAUUCACCGCCGGUGGUUCUCAUCCGAUACUGUUCAGCGCGCGUGGCUCGCACGGUCUCUGGACAGCGCCGGGAAAGCACAAGUUCGUACGGUUACCCCGUCUGUACGACGAGAGCGGUUUCGGAGCCGCUUGGCCCACAUGGAAAAAGAUGGAAUUGCUCCUGAAAGAAGACAACAGCGUGCUGCCCGGCUGGAUGACGUUCAGGGGAAAAUGGGGCAACCCGAAAAGUAACUGCCACCCUUUGGCCAGGCUAGGCUUUAAUAUCUGCGAAUUCGUUGACGGACCGACCGGUAUUCCUAUGAAAGAGUCAAGUUUUCGAUGCUGA
Molecule: messenger RNA, 1197 nt
Organism: Dufourea novaeangliae
Lineage: Eukaryota; Metazoa; Arthropoda; Insecta; Hymenoptera; Halictidae
Exons: 5
Coding region: 1-1197 (398 amino acids)
Source: RefSeq, a predicted model, not a curated record